UCCACAGUCACGCACUCCUCCCUCCUCCCUCUCACAGCCGCCACACCCCAUUCCUCUCUUCCUCCUCCCUCCUCCUUCCUGGAUCCCUGCCACCGCCACACCGGAGGCUGCACUCCACCUCUUCCUCGUGGUGCGGCGGACGGCGGCUCUUGCGGUCGUGCGGCCGACGGCGGCCUCAGCGGGCUCUCAAUCCUCGCUCCUCAUUCGGCUCCUCUUCUCCAUGCCGCCGCCGCCUCCUCCUUUUCCCCGUCCCUCACGGCCGCCUCGCCCCCUCCGCCUUCAGCACCUCCUCCUCCCCAUCCUCUCCUCCUUCCCUGCCUCUGGAUCCAGCCAGUUAACUCUGGAGGGGAACCAACCUACAGGUAAAGGGCGAUGGCGGCGGCCCUCGAGCAGAUGAGAGGGAGAGAGAAGGACAUGGCGGCAAAUGAGAGGGGGCAUGCGGCGCGGCGGUGAGCGUCUCCGGCAGCGGCGGCGACCUGUGGGCAAAGGGUGACGGCUGGGGUGCUCGAUUCGAUCCAGCGCCAUGAGCCUGUACUUUACUUGCUGGAGAGAGAGAGCAGAUGAGGGAAAGAGAGAAGGAGAGGAGGGAGAAAGGCAGAGGAAAGAGGAGAGGGAGCCGCAACGGCAGAUGGGAGAUGAACACGGUCUGGGGCCGGCCAUUCGCAUCUCUCCUCCUCUCCUACUCUUGACCACCAUCGUGCCCCUCCUCCCCUUCGCUUCUAGGAGUAGCUAUUUUCCUCGCUCGUACUGCUGUUUGGCUCGAGUGUUUCUCCUUCCCUGGUUGUAUGAUCUGGCCCAUUAUUGCAUCUCCAUUCUAUUCGUUGCUUCGUCUCCGUUUUGCUUGUCAAGCUCGAAAUACUCAGGAAAAAUUAGGCCUCGGCCAAUGGUGGAGAAGACAGACCCCAGGAAGGAUUUUGCGCUGCCGUCUUCUUUCGCCGGUCCGUGCCCUGGAAGAGCGACACCAGCCAGUUCUGCCUUACUUGCAGCGUGUGUGAUGUGUGCGUGCUUACUGGUGUGGCAAUUUCUUAAUUAUAAGUCCCAGUUUAUGCACUUUCUAGAAGGAGGAUGGCAUUGUAUGGGAAUGAAGCAAAAAGCAUGAAGAAAAUAGAGCAGGUCGUGUGUCAUCGUGCACGUGGUCUGCCUUCCAUUGGCGUUACUGCACCUGGUUAUCUACAGAGGAAGGCAAGGAUAACUAGAUUAAACAUUUCACAAGACCCUCCCAAUUACAGGCACAAACUCCUUCCAAGAUAUUACAAGUGUGGUUGAUUACGGGAGAUUGUCAGAUGAAAAGAAGGUAUAUCCUUUAUAUUUAUCUAGAUGUUUAAUUAGCUGCACAACCAUACGUGAUUCUAUAAGGAAACUAUUUAUCCUGGUGAUCUUGAUAUCCAGUCAUGUAUUACAGUAUUAGUAUAGGCUGUAAUUUUUGGCUAGGAAUCUAUAUAUACAGAACCUAAACUGAAAACUCAAUAUAGCACAUAUACUUGGCCAGUUAUCCUAAGAAUAUUAAUCCACCUGGACUUUUAACUUGACUUCCAAAGAAGUUCUUAACGAUCAAGCAUUUUUGAGUUUUUAGUAAAUUGAAAUAAUGUUGCACUUUGACAAUACUAUUCUGAUUUUGCAAGUUAAUAGAAAUCCUUCAGUUUCAUACCACUUUUUUAAUCGCACAUUUGGAUGAGUAUUAGUAUAGGCUGUAAUUUUUGGCUAGGAAUCUAUAUAUACAGAACCUAAAUUGAAGACUCAAUAUAGCACAUAUACUUGGCCAGUUAUCCUAAGAAUAUUAAUCCACCUGGACUUUUAACUUGACUUCCAAAGAAGUUCUUAACGGUCAAGCAUUUUUGAGUUUUUAGUAAAUUGAAAUAAUGUUGCACUUUGACAAUACUAUUCUGAUUUUGCAAGUUAAUAGAAAUCCUUCAAUUUCAUACCACUUUUUUAAUCGCACAUUUGGAUGAUUGCGACAUUAUCUCUUCUCGGAAUUCCGCUUGCAUGUUUCCAGUUGAGACAAUAACUGAGUUUGAUAAGUAACCACUAUAUGAUUUUCUAUGUGUACACAUGUUGUCGCUCUGCUUGAGUCAUCCAUAUCCACAUUACGAGCCCGAGACUUCCAUCACAACAAACUAUAUGUAUCCAGGUAGUGUCCAAUAUGUACACACAGGCUCCUCUCACAGGCCGACUAAGCUGAUUGUAACUGAAUGUGUGUGUGUGGCCGUGAAGCAGACUUUAUCUUGGUCUGAGUAUCAGUUCCCUUCUCCACAUUACGAGCCCGAGACUUCCAUCACAACAAACUAUAUGUAUCCAGGUAGUGUCCAAUAUGUACACACAGGCUCCUCUCACAGGCCGACUAAGCUGAUUGUAACUGAAUGUGUGAGUGUGGCCGUGAAGCAGACUUUAUCUUGGUCUGAGUAUCAUUUCCCUUCAAUGGUACAAUUUUGGAUACUAUUUUCUUCUAGAUGUAUAGGUUUCUGCUGGUCCCAUUGGCUGCUACAUUUUAGUGAUACAAUAGCUCAAUGUCAUGCUCACCAAUUAUUCUGUAAAAAUGAAAAAUCGACUUGACUGUAUUUUGUACCUGUUUUAGUAAUUACAUGAUGUGAUUAUUUUCAUUCUAGAUAUGGAAAUAUUCUAAGGAUUAAGCUUUUUGAGAUGUUAAGGUAUCUGAUGAUUAAUUAGCCUUUGUAAGAUUUAUGCACUCAUGUCAUACAACCUAGAUAAUUCUCCUUGGAUCUCCAUAAUUUCUAACUGAAUAUAGAUGUAUACUGACAGUAAAUCCCGUUUUAGUAAUUAGUUGGAUAUAAUUGAUAAUUCUUUGACAUGUUUUUAUGAAAUGUCUGCUUAAAUCAGCGUUAGAUGCUCCCAUAAUCGAUUACUUUUUGGAUAUGAAUUAUUACUAUAAGAAGUAUAUUGGUUCUCCGGUGUUUUCAGUUCUUACAAUAAACAAAUUAUAUUGUUUUCCACUAAUCAUUUCUCAUGUAGUUUUACUCUGCAGUAUGUAUCUUUUGCUUCAUAACUCAUCUGUUCACAAGAUUGAUGCCUAGAAAUUUCAGCCUUCCGUGCUAAAUGUCGUCUGCUCAUGUGUAACGGCAUAGAGAUAGGAACGAGCAAUUCAUCUUCAGUUUGAGAAAGUGGCGGACAAAAGAGAACUGGACUAUUGUUGCUGAGCGCUAGCUCUGGCCGCAUGAUCAUCUAUAUAUAUAGUUUUCGACAGUAAAUGUAUCCUGAUUGGUAUAGCACAAACGGAAAUCUUACUUUCUUCUAAACUCUUAAUUUCAAGAUGAACUGGAGAGGGGAAUUUGUACUAAGUUUGGAAUCUAUCACAGUAAGUGUGUAUUUGCGGUAUUGAUGCACAGUUAUUAAGAAAGUUACAUUUUUCAGCUAUUGUGCUACUGAGAAGGAAGCAUAGCUGAGAAUUGCUCUGGCUGGAGUUGAAUGUCGUUGUGACUGAAUACUAGAGACGCUGACUUGCAGCCACUCUUUAUAGUCCUACCACCUAGCUUUUAUCUCUCACCUUCCGUUAUUUUCAUGUUAACACUGCCAUUGGGGCAAAUCUAUAUUGCUUAUUGAUUGGGUCUAGCUAUAGUUAGAAUUCCAUGUUUCCUA
Triticum aestivum (bread wheat) is the source of this 3591-nucleotide messenger RNA. RefSeq lists its product as uncharacterized. Lineage: Eukaryota; Viridiplantae; Streptophyta; Magnoliopsida; Poales; Poaceae. The record is from RefSeq and is a predicted model, not a curated record. The transcript has 7 exons. The coding region runs from base 524 to 1099 and encodes 191 amino acids.